This is a messenger RNA of Diospyros lotus (date-plum), 904 nucleotides long. RefSeq lists its product as uncharacterized. Gene Ontology annotation, molecular function: protein phosphatase inhibitor activity. Gene Ontology annotation, cellular component: cytoplasm. The coding region runs from base 223 to 690 and encodes 155 amino acids. Lineage: Eukaryota; Viridiplantae; Streptophyta; Magnoliopsida; Ericales; Ebenaceae. The transcript has 7 exons. The record is from RefSeq and is a predicted model, not a curated record.
GGUUGGUUGCCUUCAAAAGGCCGCCUGGUGGGAGACUCCGCCACUCAGCCAGCCUGCUUCCGGAUUAUCCUCUCCAUCUCCGGCCAAUCUCCGGCGUCAUCUCCCCCCUGAGAAAAGCCCGUGGUUGAUGCAAGAAGCCCUUUCUAUGAUACUGGAACGUAUAGAAAUGUGUCUGGAGCUCAUAUUAGAUCGUUGAUUUUGCAGCAUUUGUGUGAGAGGAAGAUGUCGAGCGUCAGGCUUGAGGAUGCGAAUGAUCAAGAUCUUGUUGACGGAACUUGUCUUGAAAAAGCGGAUGAUGAUCAGUCCAUGGAUGAGUUGAAACCCUCAUCUGCACAAGCGGAGAAUCCCUUGCCUUCUCCUCAACAAGAGGAGGAAAUAAUUAAGAAAAAAUAUGGGGGAAUUUUGCCGAAGAAAAAACCAUUAAUAUCAAAGGAUCAUGAACGAGCUUUCUUUGAUUCGGCUGAUUGGGCAUUGGGGAAGCAAGGAACGCAGAAGGCGAAAGGUCCGCCAGAGGCUCUCCGUCCAAAGUUGCAGCCCACACCUCACCAGCAGCUUCGUUCAAGACGGUCAGCUUAUGCUCCUCCAGAUGACAAUGAAGAAGUGGAUGGUAGCAAUAUUCAUGAUGACAAUUGUCCUGAGGAUCAGAGCUGCAAGUUGGAUUCUAGUUCUAAUUCUAAUUCUCCCCUUUAACAACAACAAUAAUGGCGGUGGUGAUUCUGGAGAUCCUGAGCUGCAGCAGCUAACUGCAUCACAGUAGUUGUUGAUGAUGAUGAUGAUGAUUGUGAGAGCACCUUUUGUGAUUGUAGCAUACACAACAUGCUAAUGGAAGGCUGCUGCCUCCAACUACAUAACCAUGCUACUUCCUCCAAAAUUUCAUAUAUAUAUAUAUUUGGCUACUGAAUUA